Quercus lobata is the source of this 1085-nucleotide messenger RNA. Its product is annotated as ER membrane protein, putative (DUF962). The record is from RefSeq and is a predicted model, not a curated record. The coding region runs from base 219 to 821 and encodes 200 amino acids. The transcript has 4 exons. Gene Ontology annotation, biological process: sphingoid catabolic process. NCBI's taxonomy places the organism in Eukaryota, Viridiplantae, Streptophyta, Magnoliopsida, Fagales, Fagaceae. Gene Ontology annotation, cellular component: endoplasmic reticulum.
ACUUCCAAGCUGCUGUAUAUGCUCUCGUGGUUUUCCAACAAUUCCAACUUCUUAUCCUUCUAUCUUUAUCUAUAUUUAAUUACAUACCUACCAACUUCAUACAUCAUCUUUCUUUUCUCACAAACUUUCCCCGAAAAUAUUUUCCCCUAUAUUCAAUUCUCAUCAAAACCAAAACCAAAACCAACCUCUUUUCUGAGAAAAGAAAAACAUAAGAUAUCAUGGGUAGAACCGGAUUGUUUGAUCUUGAGAGGCACUUUGCUUUCUAUGGGGCGUACCAUAGCAACCCAAUCAAUAUUGUGAUACACAUGAUCUUUGUUUGGCCAAUCUUCUUCACUUCCCUUGUCUUUUUGUACUUCACCCCAGCUCUCUACACUCCUUCCUUUCAGAUUGGGCUUUUCCCAUCUGGGUUACUGGUUUUGAAUUUUGGGUUCUUGUUGGCUGUCAUCUAUGGUCUCUUCUAUGUGGCUUUUGAUAAGAAAGCUGGGUCUUUGGCUGCUUUGCUGUGUUUUCUCUGCUGGGUUGGAGCUAGCUUGCUUGCUAGUCGUCUUGGGUACUCUCUGGCCUGGAAGGUUGUACUAGCAGCUCAGUUGAUAUGUUGGACUGGACAGUUUAUUGGCCAUGGGGUGUUUGAGAGACGAGCGCCAGCUCUUCUGGACAACCUUCUUCAAGCCUUCCUAAUGGCUCCUUUCUUUGUGUUGCUUGAGGCUCUUCAGUCAAUUUUUGGAUAUGAACCGUAUCCAGGGUUCCAUUCAACUGUGAAAGCAAAGGUAGAUAAAGAAAUCCAAGAAUGGAAAAUCAAGAAACAAAAGAAAAUCUCUUAGGCUUGAACGGUGCAUGUAUAGGUGAAAAUAAAUUUCAGCUAAUCCUUUGUAAAGGACGAGAAUUGGUUUUUACUCCCACUUGUGUUGAGCUAAAGUUUAUGAUAUAUAUAUUUAUAACUUUAUCUGGACUUCUUAAUAUAUUUUGUGAACCCAUUUUACAUUGGAAGGUAUGUCUGCACUACAAAGAAAACCAUCUUGUAUGUUUGUAAGAAAACCAUCUUUCUCAUAUUAAUGAACUUGAGCAGUACAUGUUCUUGUAUGUUU